UUUGUCCUGCAGUACUGAAGAACAUGGGCCUACAUAUCAAAUAAGAGCGUAAUACUGACCUAUUGUUCAGGGAAGUACGAUAAACUUGCCAAGACGAGUGAUGCACACUAGUGAUGGCUGUGUAUCUGUGUCAUGACGUAAGCGAGGGACUUAAGUUAUCCACAGAGACGGCAAACAGUAGCAGUAAUAGUGCUUCGUGUUCGUGUUAGUGAUGAAGGCAGCCACAGAGUCGAGUGAUGGCGGCGCAGCGACCAAGGGACAAAAAUGGCUCCGACCCGCCACGGACAAGGAGGAGUACUUUGAAAUAGGUCACCGAAACAACUACGGCCAGACUUUCUUCGGCAUUGAGCUGACCUCCUCCAGGCCACUCGGGGAGGACUUAGUCAAACGUGCUCUGGUACAUCUUUAUUGGAAGGUGCCUGUGCUGCGGCUGUGCCUGGGGCGGCGAGAUGGGAGGCUGUGGCUGCGGGAGAUGGACAGUUGUAUUCUGGACUUCAAGGUAGUGAAGGACGGGGUGGAGGAGGACGAGCAACAAAAAUUGAUAGAGCACAUCUUCAACACUGCCGAGGGUCCCAUGUGGUGUGCCAGGUUCCUGCCUGCGGCGGGAGGCCAGGGGGGCGUGCUGCUGCUGGGCGUCCACCAUACGGCGACUGAUGGCCUCUCCAACAUUAAGAUUUGUCACUUCUUGCAUACCAUUUUGGAUGACUUGACCGCCGAGCGACGCGUUGAUGACGCCGAGCAACUCGCCGACCACGUGGGGGACGAGGAGGCACGGCUGCUGUACGAGAGAGAGAGACAGCGGCUCUUACAUGACCCAGACCUGUACAGGAGGCGUAAAGAGGAAUUAAUGGCGGCAACCAAAGUCCCUCCUCCUAUUUUAUCUGUUCUUUCUUUCCCAAGAAAUGAAGUUGCUACAACACGCUCAGUCAAGCUGGUUUUGGACGAACCCGCGACACAGGCCUUUCGUCAAAUAUGCCAGGCUGAGGGCGUCAGCCUGCACUGUGCCCUGACCGGCGUGGUGAAUGUUGCUAUGCUGGGAAUCCUCGAGGCUCUGCCCAACACACCGCCGGAACAUAACUUUGUGUGCAGUCACGACAUUAAUUUGAGACGUUACUAUGAGGGUGAUACAUCUCGCAUCCUUGGAGUGCACAUUGCAACGUUCUCCUAUAAGAUGUCUCUCGUAACUCCCAAAGACGUAAUGCACAAGUUCUGGCCUUACGUUCUGGAGCUCCAUGGAAGAUUGCGCGAAGAUCUAAAGGACAGGGCACCGCUGCAGGCAGUCGCCCUCAGACUCAUGGAGAGAUCCAAGGACGACAACUUCAAAGAAUGCUUCAGUAGCACGGCUGAUCCUGAGUACUGCUAUGCAAUAUCCAACGUUGGAGACGUAACCAGUACGCUUCCAGGCAAUGGUGACUUCGUGCAGGUCACCAAUCUAACAUGGUGUGCGUCACUUCGAAGGUUGGUUAGCCUUAUGUGCUUCAAUGUUCACACUUUCCGGGGUAAACUGAACAUUAACCUCGCCUACUCGACACACUUCAUGGGGCGCGACACAGCACAACAGAUAGUGAACAAUAUGCAUGACGUCAUUACGAGUCUGUCAACGAAGGAUCAUGGCGGCAGGGAGUAGUGGGAUGUGUAGGAGAGCCUGGAGUCACCUUUGUAGAUUGACGCACUUCACUUUCUUGUGUUACUACUGAUUUUUAUUUUGGUCUGUGGAGCGGCCAUUUUUCCUUCUUGAGACUGGAUCCUGUUGUCUUUCGCUAGUAAUCUUAUUAGGUUUACUACUACUACUACUACUAUUACUACUACUACUACUACUACUACUACUACUACUACUACUACUACUACUACUACUACUACAGUUCAUAAGUGUCAAUGGUGUCAGACUGUAAGCCAUAAUCUCUUACUCGUGGGCAUUUUUAAUCUUUAGUGUAUGAAAAGUCAGUAGAAACAUGAUUAUAAAAGUCAGUUCGAUAGCUAAUGUUGGUAAAGUCAACAGUUCUUUGUAUUUCUUCUUUGGAUGAGGAAGUUUUCGGAAAAGUAAAUAUUAGUGGUUUUCUUCCUACAUUGGAAAGAAAGACAGACUUCACUCUUUGUUUCCAUGAGCAUAAUUUUGAUUAAGAAGUAAGCACUGCCAAAAUAAACAGAAUUCCAAUCUUAUGAGUUUCUAUGUUCUUUUUAGUGUAGCAUGGAAACCACUAACAUUAACUUUUUCGAAAACUUCCUGAUGCAAAGAAGAAAUGCAGAGCUCUGUUGGCUUUGAGGGGAGGCGCCGCGAGUUAUUUAGAGGGAAACAUUAUUAUUAUUUUUUUUUUUUUCGGAUUCGUAUGAAAUUUGGUGUGCAUUUGUAUGUACAUCUGACACAUUAAAUUCCCAGUUUCACUAAGAUACGAUAAAUAGUUUGUCAGAAAAAAAAGUCAAAA
Scylla paramamosain (green mud crab) is the source of this 2423-nucleotide messenger RNA. RefSeq lists its product as uncharacterized. The record is from RefSeq and is a predicted model, not a curated record. The transcript has 4 exons. The coding region runs from base 212 to 1627 and encodes 471 amino acids. Lineage: Eukaryota; Metazoa; Arthropoda; Malacostraca; Decapoda; Portunidae.